Messenger RNA from Cornus florida, 3144 nucleotides. Its product is annotated as probably inactive leucine-rich repeat receptor-like protein kinase IMK2. Gene Ontology annotation, molecular function: protein kinase activity; protein binding; ATP binding. Bases 405 to 2984 code for a protein of 859 amino acids. Lineage: Eukaryota; Viridiplantae; Streptophyta; Magnoliopsida; Cornales; Cornaceae. Gene Ontology annotation, biological process: protein phosphorylation. The record is from RefSeq and is a predicted model, not a curated record. The transcript is spliced from 2 exons.
AUGUUACCACGAACUUUAUGAUGUGGAGUAAAUCAGAAAACUAGCCGUUAGGCUUUUUGGUAAGAUGGAGGAGAGCGCCUCUGAACACAUUAGGCACCUGACAAUUUUUUUUGUCUCCCAAAAACGAGAUUCUUUUGUUUUAGCUACAUCUCUCUCUCUCUCUCUCUCUCUCUCUCUCACACACACACACACACACACACACACACACACACAUCUUCACGUGCCACCAUUACAGUAACCUCUAGCUCUCACUACAAAAUCUUGACACAGCUGUUCCUUCUACUGUUUCACUCCAUAGCUAUAUCACACACAACAGAAGAAAACCUUAUCCUAUCUCUUAACCCUUUCUUCUUAUUCUUUUUCAAUCACUCGUGUAUUUCCAUUUCCACAAUUUCUGAGUUCUUAUGGAGGGUCAAAAUCAAAUUUCCCACUGUUUUUACAGACACCCAUUUCACAUUCUUCAUUUUUUGAUCCGCAUUUCUGAUAAGAAGAAGGAAAAAUGGAAGAUUCGAUCCUACCCUUUUCAUCUCUUUAGGUUCUCGAACAUUUUCUUGUUUCUUCAGCUACUGAGUUUUGCUGUUCAACCUGUUUCGAGCCAAGAUUGGGAUGGUGUAAUUGUAACUCAAGCAGACUACCAAUCACUCCAAGCCUUCAAACACGAACUGAUUGACACCAGAGGGUUCUUGCGGAGCUGGAAUGACAGCGGCUACGGAGCAUGUUCCGGUGGUUGGGUUGGGAUCAAAUGUGCUCAGGGACAAGUCAUUGUGAUCCAGCUUCCAUGGAAAGGACUUGGUGGGCAAAUCACUGAAAAAAUAGGGCAGCUUCAAGCGCUUCGAAAGCUCAGCCUCCAUGAUAAUCUCAUCACAGGUUCAGUCCCUUCGAGUUUGGGGUUCUUACCCAAUCUCAGAGGGGUUCAAUUGUUCAACAAUCGGCUCUCAGGUUCAAUCCCUCCAUCAUUAGGUUCUUCUCCUCUGCUUCAGACUCUAGACCUUGGUAACAAUUCACUCACCGGGACAAUCCCGGCUGGUCUUGCAAACUCUACUAAGCUUUUUAGGCUCAAUGUCAGCUUCAAUUCGUUAUAUGGUUCAAUCCCAAGUAGUCUCACCAGCUCACCUUCCCUUGUUUUUCUUGCUUUUCACUAUAACAACCUCUCUGGUCCCAUUCCAGACUCUUGGGGUGGAAGUGGGAAUAGCUUAUUCAAACUUCAGUCCUUAACCCUUGAUCAUAACUUCUUUUCUGGAACCAUUCCUGCUUCUUUUGGCAAGUUAAGUGAGCUCAAUGAGCUUUCACUUAGUCACAACCAAUUGAGUGGGACAAUACCAAGUGAAAUAGGGAAGCUCUCCAGGCUUGCAACUUUAGACCUUUCUAACAAUGCUAUCAAUGGAAGCUUACCCAUUACUCUCUCCAACCUAUCUUCACUUGUAGUUUUGAACUUGGAGAGCAACAAUCUUGACAACCAAAUCCCAGAAACUCUGGACAAACUACACAACCUUUCAGUUCUCAACUUGAGAGAGAACCAUUUUAGUGGUCACAUUCCAGACACCAUUGGCAACAUAUCCACACUCACACAACUCGAUUUAGCACGAAACAAUCUCAGUGGAGGAAUCCCUGCCUCCAUUGGUGAUCUACCCAAUCUUAAUUCCUUCAAUGUUUCGUAUAACAACCUUUCUGGUCCUGUUCCUACGCCGCUCUCUCGAAAAUUCAAUUCAAGUUCCUUUGUGGGAAACAUUCAGCUAUGCGGAUACAGUGGUUCAGCCCCAUGUCCUUCUAUAACACCUUCUCAAGGCAAUCGAGCUCCAUCUUCGGAGAAAAAACACGGUCGCAAACUGAGUACUAAAGAUGUUAUUCUCAUAGCAGCCGGUGCUCUGCUCGUAGUUUUGCUAUUAGUCUGCUGCAUUUUGCUCUGCUGCUUGUUCAGGAAAAGGGCUGCAUCAAAAGCAAAGGAUGAUGAGGCUGCAGGAAGGGCGGGGGCAGGGGCAGUGGCUGCCAGGGGCCAAAAGGGUGUCCCACCGGUGGGAGGUGAAGCUGAGGCUGGUGGUGGAGAGACCGGAGGAAAGCUUGUGCAUUUUGAUGGGCCUAUGGUUUUUACAGCAGACGAUUUGUUGUGUGCAACUGCAGAGAUAAUGGGGAAGAGCACUUAUGGAACUGUCUAUAAGGCCACAUUGGAAGAUGGUAGUCAAGUUGCAGUGAAGAGAUUGAGAGAGAAGGUCACAAAAAGUCAGAGGGAAUUUGAAGCCGAGGUCAAUGUGCUUGGGAGAAUCAGACAUCCCAAUCUUUUGGCUUUGAGGGCUUAUUACUUGGGACCCAAAGGGGAAAAGCUUCUUGUUUUCGAUUACAUGCCUAAAGGGAGUCUAGCAAAUUUCCUCCAUGCUCGCGAACCUGACACGACCAUUGAUUGGCCAACAAGGAUGAGAAUCGCGCAGGGCAUGACACGAGGCUUGUUCCACCUUCACACCAAUGAGACUAUAAUCCAUGGGAAUCUUACUUCGAGCAAUAUUCUACUUGAUGAGCACACAAAUGCAAAAAUUGCAGAUUUUGGGCUGUCACGGCUAAUGACAGCAGCUGCAAAUUCUAAUGUGAUCGCCACUGCAGGGGCGUUAGGUUACCGAGCACCUGAACUGUCCAAGCUCAAGAAAGCCAACACAAAGACUGAUGUGUACAGCCUUGGGGUGAUAAUACUUGAGCUCUUGACAGGGAAGUCUCCUGGUGAGGCAAUGAAUGGUGCGGACUUGCCUCAGUGGGUGGCCUCCAUUGUGAAAGAGGAGUGGACUAAUGAGGUUUUUGAUUUGGAGUUGAUGAGGGAUGCAUCUACAAUUGGUGACGAGUUGUUAAACACAUUGAAACUAGCUUUGCAUUGUGUUGAUCCCUCGCCAUCAACGCGACCAGAAGUUCAGCAGGUUCUCCAGCAACUGGAAGAGAUUAGACCGGAAAUAGCUACCAGUUCUGGUGAUGAUGGUGCUGGAAUCCCUUCAACAAGUGAUUGAAAGGAAUGCCAGGAGUUUGAGUCCUAAUGCAUUAGGAGGGACAACUGAGUCCUAAUUCUUUUAUUCUUGAAUUUUGAUUGUUGAGUAGUGGUUUUUUUUUUUGGUGUUUGUAAAUACAAGUUUCUUUCCACUAUUUAUUUAGAAGAUGUUCUUGUUGGAA